Syzygium oleosum is the source of this 1428-nucleotide messenger RNA. RefSeq lists its product as uncharacterized. The record is from RefSeq and is a predicted model, not a curated record. The transcript is spliced from 9 exons. Lineage: Eukaryota; Viridiplantae; Streptophyta; Magnoliopsida; Myrtales; Myrtaceae. Gene Ontology annotation, cellular component: small-subunit processome; nucleolus. Gene Ontology annotation, biological process: maturation of SSU-rRNA from tricistronic rRNA transcript (SSU-rRNA, 5.8S rRNA, LSU-rRNA). The coding region runs from base 33 to 1175 and encodes 380 amino acids.
UGUAAAUAUGUUUUUGGGGAUGACAGCUGACAAUGCUCAUAGCAGAAAGUGGGCCGGGCUUACCAUUGUUUUGGAAGGCCCAAACCAACCAAUCGCUCCCAUCUUCCGCAGAGCAAGACACAAAGACCAGAACAUCCUCACUUUGCUCCCACGCUCGCCCACCGUCCCUCCUGCAACUUCCCCAUCGGUCUGGGUUUUUUGCCGGCCGAACCAUGGAGGAGACAGGCAGUUUACCCGACAAAGAAACCGUGGACAAAGUAGCGCCGCAGUUGGCUGCGGUGUUGAAGGAAAUAAAAGAAGGGCUGGAUACGGUGAAAGCUAAGGUGCAAGCUUUAACUGCGAAGGUAAAAGCGCGUCAAUUUCCAACAGCAGAAGGGAUAAGCUACCUUGAAGCAAAACACCUACUUCUUUUAAGCUAUUGCCAGUCUCUCGUGUAUUAUUUGCUACGCAAGGCAAAAGGACUUUCUAUUGACGGUCAUCCUGUUGUUCGGAGCCUUGUCGAGAUGAGAUUAUUUUUGGAAAAGAUCCGACCCAUUGACAAGAAACUCCAAUACCAAAUUCAGAAACUCACAACAGUUGGGAGAGGUGCUGCAAAGAGCACUGCCCUAAAUGAAAAGGAAACAGAUGCUCCUCGGAGAACUGAAGAUUUGUUGAAGUAUCGUCCAAACCCGGACAUGCUUGUCGGCAAAUCAGAUACGACUGCUGAGGGCGCUGGCGGCGUUUAUAAGCCUCCCAAGUUUGCCCCAGCUUCAAUGGGGGAGGAUAAGAUGUCAAGGCAAGAAAGAAAUGCUUUAAGAAAGGAGAAAGAGACUCUACGACAAGCUAGGCAGAGUGACUAUGUGAGAGAACUGAUGGAUGAUUUGCAGGGUAGACCUGAAGAGAUUCGUGAAGUUAUUGGGACCGAAAGUAGGGAGCUUACUACAUAUAAGGCAAAAUGGGAAGAGCGUGCAAGGCGAGAAGAGGAGCUUUUCAUGCGAGCUCCUGUUACGAAGUUGGAGAAAAAGAAGGAGAAGCACUUGUUGAAGUCAAGAAAUGGGUUGCUUGGCCUUGCUGACAGCUUUUACGAUGAAGUCAAAACCUUGCCUUUAGAGGAGGAUGCUGGUGAAAAGAUGUCUGGCUUCGGUGAUGGUAGCAGGGGGAUGAGAAAACUUAAGAAGCGCAAGAGAAAGCAUUGAAGGAGUGAGCUUAUCGUUUCGUGAAUAUCUUAUGAUGCAUGGCUGCUGUUUGAGCAAUUUUGAGGCGGAGGGGAGUAAAUGUCAUUACGAUGACGGCGCGGUUUUGUUUUACAGGAAGAGUUGCAGGUUUUAUAAUGUAACGGAAGGCUAGUUGAUUAUGAUCUUACAUAUUACGUAAAACUCGUAUAUGCUUCAUGUGAGAUUGCGACUUCACUAAACCAAUGCUAUUCUCCUUUUUGGCUUUUAGAUGUUA